Antechinus flavipes (yellow-footed antechinus) is the source of this 3262-nucleotide messenger RNA. RefSeq names its product solute carrier organic anion transporter family member 3A1 (gene SLCO3A1). Bases 72 to 2216 code for a protein of 714 amino acids. NCBI's taxonomy places the organism in Eukaryota, Metazoa, Chordata, Mammalia, Dasyuromorphia, Dasyuridae. The record is from RefSeq and is a predicted model, not a curated record. Gene Ontology annotation, cellular component: membrane. Gene Ontology annotation, molecular function: protein binding. The transcript is spliced from 10 exons. Gene Ontology annotation, biological process: prostaglandin transport; sodium-independent organic anion transport; transmembrane transport.
UCGCACGCACACACCACCUCAGCACCCAGAUAGAGGGGGAGCGGGAAAGCGGCAGCGGAGGAGGAGGAAGGAUGCAAGGGAAGAAACCGAGCGGCUCUUCGGGCGGCGGUGGCAACGGGGGCAGGAGCGGCGAGCUGCAGGGAGAUGAGGCUCAGAGGAACAAGAAGAAGAAAAAGAAGGUGUCUUGCUUCUCCAACAUCAAGAUCUUCCUGGUGUCCGAAUGCGCCCUGAUGCUGGCGCAGGGCACAGUGGGCGCUUACCUGGUCAGUGUCUUAACUACCCUAGAACGGAGGUUUAACUUGCAGAGUGCUGAUGUUGGUGUAAUUGCUAGCAGCUUUGAGAUUGGAAAUUUGGCCCUCAUCCUUUUUGUGAGCUACUUCGGAGCCAGGGGACACCGGCCACGUUUAAUAGGCUGUGGUGGAAUUGUCAUGGCCUUAGGAGCUCUGCUUUCUGCACUGCCUGAGUUCUUGACCCAUCAAUAUAAGUAUGAGGCUGGGGAGAUCAGAUGGGGAGCCAAAGGACGGGACGUGUGUGCUGCCAAUGGGUCCACCAGCAACAAGAGACCAGACCUGGAGCUAAUCUGCAGGAAUAGGACUUCCACCAACAUGAUGUACUUGCUUCUCAUUGGUGCACAGGUCCUUCUGGGGAUUGGUGCUACCCCUGUGCAACCUUUGGGAGUCUCCUACAUUGAUGACCAUGUGAGAAGGAAAGAUUCUUCCCUAUAUAUAGGGAUCCUUUUCACAAUGUUGGUGUUUGGACCAGCCUGUGGAUUCAUUCUGGGUUCCUUCUGUACCAAAAUUUAUGUGGAUGCUGUCUUCAUUGAUACAAGUGUCCUGGAGAUCACCCCAGAUGACCCCCGCUGGAUCGGUGCCUGGUGGGUAGGCUUCCUGCUCUGUGGUGCCUUACUCUUCUUCUCCUCUCUCUUGAUGUUUGGGUUUCCACAGUCCCUGUCCCCUCACCCAGAUCCCACAGUGGAGAGCGAGCAAGCCAUGCUCCCUGAAAGAGACUACGAAAGACCCAAGCCCAGCAAUGGGGUCCUGAGGUAUCCACUGGAGGCGGACAACAGCACCUCCUGUUUUCAGCAGCUAAGAGUGAUUCCUAAAGUGACAAAGCAUCUAUUGUCUAACCCCGUGUUCACCUGCAUCGUCCUAGCAGCUUGUAUGGAGAUUGCAGUGGUGGCUGGCUUUGCUGCUUUCCUGGGAAAGUACUUGGAACAACAGUUCAACCUCACAACUUCAUCAGCCAACCAGCUGCUGGGGAUGACUGCUAUUCCAUGUGCUUGUCUGGGUAUAUUCCUAGGAGGUCUUCUUGUAAAGAAGCUAAGCCUGUCUGCUCUGGGAGCCAUUCGGAUGGCCAUGCUAGUUAACUUGGUGUCUACAGCUUGUUAUGUUUCCUUCCUUUUCCUGGGGUGUGACACAGGUCCUGUGGCUGGGGUUACUGUUCCCUAUGGAAACGACUCAGCACUUGGUGUAGCCUUGGAUCCUUAUUCUCCUUGCAAUAAUAACUGUGAAUGCCAAACGGACUCUUUCACGCCAGUCUGUGGGGCAGAUGGGAUCACUUACCUGUCUGCUUGUUUUGCUGGAUGCAACAGCACGAAUCUCACUGGCUGUGCCUGUCUCACAUCUGUCCCUUCUGAAAAUGCAACAGUAAUUCCUGGAAAAUGCCCCAGCCCUGGUUGCCAAGAGGCCUUCCUUACAUUCCUCUGUGUGAUGUGUGUCUGCAGUAUGAUAGGAGCAAUGGCUCAGACUCCAUCUGUGAUCAUUCUCAUCAGGACAGUCAGCCCUGAACUCAAGUCUUAUGCUUUGGGGGUUCUAUUCCUGCUCCUUCGUUUGCUGGGCUUCAUCCCUCCUCCGCUGAUCUUCGGGGCAGGCAUUGACUCCACCUGCCUGUUCUGGAGUACCUUCUGUGGUGAGCAGGGUGCCUGUGCCCUCUAUGACAACGUGGUGUACAGAUACCUGUACGUCAGCAUCGCGAUUGCCCUCAAGUCUUUUGCGUUCAUCCUUUACACCACAACGUGGCAGUGCCUGAGGAAAAACUAUAAACGAUACAUCAAAAACCACGAGGGUGGGCUCAGCACGAGUGAGUUCUUUGCCUCUACUCUGACCCUAGACAAUCUAGGGAGGGACCCUGUGGCCCCAAACCAGUCACAUAGGACAAAAUUUAUCUAUAACCUGGAAGAUCACGAGUGGUGUGAAAAUAUGGAAUCUGUUUUAUAGUGACUAAGGAAGGACAAACUAUAUUAGUAAUCAAAGGGUCCUUUUUCUUAAAAAAAUUUAAAAUAAAGUUUUAAAAAAUGGAAACAUACACACACAACAUCAACAACCAUUUCUGUCCUUUUCUCAAAAUCAUAGCCAGACAGGAUUCAGAAUAAUGAGAUAUAUGGGAUCAUGCACUUGACAUUCUUCGGGAGCAAGGCAGGAAAUGCCAUCAGGUCUUGGUGGCAAUCCUUUGAAGGUUCAAAUGUGGUCUCUAGAAAUGCCAUCAGCUCCAAGCAACAGGGAAUGAUGGUGGCCAGUUCAGCAAAUGGACAUUUUUGGACAUAAAAAUCUAUCAUCCUAUUCAAAAAAAAAAAAAAAGAGUUGACAAUAUUUCCAGGAUAAGCACUAGUGACACUCUUUGCCACCUCCUCCUUCAAUACGGGCAGGGAGGGAGCAAGAGAAGAGGGGGGUGGGAAGAUCUGCUCCCCUCUAACCUUUGCAAUAUGGGUCACUGUGUAGACAAUUCACCCAGUCUGCAUGUUGUUCCAGGCCUCAGAGUUCUCUCAGUGAUGUUAUUGGGUGAUCCGUGCUGGAGUCAAUAAAUGACACCCCUCACCAGCCGUAUUUUCUAUGUUCAAAAGGUAGAAAACUGAGAGAGUGAGGGGGGAGUGGAGCAUGUAUGUGGGGGGAUCUAGGGCUUAUCCUUCCCUCUUCUACGUAUCCAGAAGGUGAGAAGUAUCCACCUCCUCCCAAGUCUCACAGACCUCAGGAUGUGCUGGGCCUUACCUGUGGCUAUGACUGGCUGAGCUCAGAGCCACGGAGACCCACAUUUAGUAUAAGUCAUUUGCUUACAUUUGCCAAACAUUUUGCCAUUUUUAAAUGGGUAUGGAUUUCAAACGGUUGUAUGUAUAAUCUAUAAUACUAUUUUUAACUAUUUCCAAAAGCUAUGUUAACCUUUCAGUCACUAACAGAAUUCUAUAAGAGGACUUUAUUAUAUGCUGGUUGCUUUACUUUUUUUUUUCUUUUUAAUGCACCAAAAAUAUAAUGUGAUUCAAGGGAUGCAA